This is a messenger RNA of Pieris rapae (cabbage white), 2318 nucleotides long. RefSeq names its product ras-related protein Rab-27A (gene Rab27). Gene Ontology annotation, cellular component: secretory granule; melanosome. The transcript has 5 exons. NCBI's taxonomy places the organism in Eukaryota, Metazoa, Arthropoda, Insecta, Lepidoptera, Pieridae. Gene Ontology annotation, biological process: positive regulation of exocytosis; melanosome transport. Bases 179 to 808 code for a protein of 209 amino acids. Gene Ontology annotation, molecular function: GTP binding; GTPase activity. The record is from RefSeq and is a predicted model, not a curated record.
GAUCACUGAUGAGUUUAGUUGUAGACUGUAGUUAGUAAAAAAUAAUAAUAUUUGAUUAAUGUUAAUGUAAAUGACUUUAAUUGAAAACAAGUGUUAACAUUAGUAUUUUAUUUUAGAAAUCAUUUACAACAAAGAACCUACCAUUUAGUUACGGCACGUAUCUUAUGACAAUUCCAAUAUGGACUACGACUACCUUAUAAAAUUAUUAUGUGUUGGUGAUUCAGGAGUAGGUAAAACGAGCUUUCUUUAUAAAUACACGGACGGUGUUUUUCACACUCAAUUUAUAUCCACAGUGGGAAUAGAUUUUAGGGAAAAGACUGUGAUUUAUCAACAGAAUGGAAGACAGCAUCAUAUUCAUCUUCAACUUUGGGAUACAGCUGGACAGGAAAGGUUUCGUAGUUUGACAACAGCAUUUUAUCGGGAUGCUAUGGGAUUUCUUUUGCUGUUUGAUUUGACUAAUGAGGCAUCAUUCCUUGAAGUAAGGAACUGGAUUGAGCAAUUAAAGACACAUAGCCUUAGUGAUGACCCAGAUAUAGUACUGUGUGGGCAUAAAUGUGAUCUUCAAGAAAAACGAUUAGUCAACCCAAAUCGAGCAAGAGAGUUUGCUAAAAACUACAAUCUUCCAUAUUUGGAGACAAGUGCCAAAACUGGACAGAAUAUUGAUCGGGCCAUUGAGAUUCUACUUGAUAAAGUCAUGUUCAGAAUGGAGACUUCAGUGGAGUAUGCAAUGCUGUGUGCGACUGGACGCCGUCGUCAAUCCCUACAAAAGCUUCAAGCUAAACAGGACCGAAAGUUUUGUUCUUGUUAAAGAGAGAACAUUUAAGUUUAUUAUUUUAUAUAAAAUUUAUUUAUUAAAAAAAUUCCAAGAUUUAUAAUUUGUAGUGGAUAACGCAAAGCUACUGGACCAAUUUGCAUAUUGGACUAUAAAUUUAUUACAGCAUAUAGUGUGAAAUGAAUUGGUCUUGAAAUUCAUAAAAAAUGUACUAAAAAAAUUAAUUAUUAAAGCCAUGAUAACUGGCUGAUCCUGUGAUCCAUAUACAAUCCAAAUGUAUACAGAACUUUUACAAUUUUAAUAUCUCUUAUUACAUAGUGAAUACAGUUUUAUCGGAUGUCUGUCGAAAUUAUAGUAUUGGCAUGCAAGUUGGCCAAGUUUUGGGUUAUUAGUAUUACAUAAACAUAGUUACCUCAUUUUAUGUAAUACAAUUUAUUAUGUUUAUUAAUAAAGAUCAAGGCUUGGAUCAUAGAUCAUUGUUAAAAUUAAUGGUGAAUUAAAUAAUUGGUGAAACAUUUUUGUCAUAGUUUAUUUACUAGUUUUUAAUCUGAUAACCCUGUAUUCACUUUGUAUUACUGUAUACUUUAGCUUAAGUGUUAAUAGACUGAUUUUGAUUUAUAUAGAAACGUUUUCGGACAGUUUUGCGGUCUACAUUUAUUUAGUGUAGAUUUUAGUCUUCAGUAUUUAUGGCCAAACUCGAAUUUCUAGAGUUUUAUAUAUAUAUUCAGUAUUACUUUAAAAAUUAUCAUAACACCGGUUACAAGGGAAGUAUACGCGAAACAGUUCUCUUAUCUGUUUAAUUGUUAUUUAAUUUUGACAGAUAUAAGAGUUAGUGAGUGAGUGUUAGUUGAGUUUUGCACAAAACUUGUCUCUGAAUCCCCUUAUUCAUAUAAAGUGAUGGAGAAAAUUAAUGAAAUCAUAACUCUUCGUCUUUUCUGUCAUAUAUUUUUUAGACUGUGAUGAGAAAGAUCAAUGGCUUAGUAAAUGUAAAAGUUAUUCAGCUUUAAUGAAUAAGGGGAGACAGUUUUAUUACUGUAUACAUUACUGAAUCUAUAGUAAACAUGGAAUGUCUUUUAGAGAAGAUAUAAAAUUUAUUGUAUUACUAAAUAUUAUCAAGGGUAUUAUAAGAUUUUAAAUAUUGUUACUAUGUGCUUAUUUUAAAAUAAUGUUGCUUCUAUAUUUAAAGGAACUAGUUAUUGCUUACAGCAAAAUAUUUGUUAUCCGAUUCCUUAUUUGUGUUAUGAGUGUAUUAUAAAUACAGAAUGCCGAAGGACCAAAAUUUAUCUCCAAUGACGGAAAACAUUUUUCGCAAUCAUGAUGUAAUAUUUGUGUUUAAUGUUCUUUAACUUAAAGCAGAGAUUUUGAAAUGCUUACUUUGCUCAUUCGCAUUUUUAUGAAAUAUAAGCUUUUUUUAUUAUUUGGCAUGAGUCAAUAGUUCCAACUGGGUUUAAAUAUAGAGGAAGAUUUCAUACUUCCUUUUAAAUAAUGGGAAUCCCAGCCGUUCCUUAGAGAUGUUCAUAUACAUUUAGAUAAAAAAAUGUCCAUU